This is a messenger RNA of Puntigrus tetrazona (Sumatra barb), 2975 nucleotides long. Its product is annotated as rho-related GTP-binding protein RhoU. Bases 2 to 760 code for a protein of 252 amino acids. Gene Ontology annotation, biological process: small GTPase-mediated signal transduction. NCBI's taxonomy places the organism in Eukaryota, Metazoa, Chordata, Actinopteri, Cypriniformes, Cyprinidae. Gene Ontology annotation, molecular function: GTP binding; GTPase activity. The transcript has 3 exons. The record is from RefSeq and is a predicted model, not a curated record.
GAUGCCGUCGCAGGACGGGGUGAAUGAAGACGACGGUCCGCCUCCGGUUCCACCGCGAGCGGCUCCUCAGCGACACUCACCGGCGUCCGCCGCCGCGCCUGAGCGCCGGGUCAAGUGCGUGCUGGUCGGGGACGCGGCGGUGGGUAAAACGAGCCUGAUCAUCAGCUACACCACUAACGGAUAUCCGGCAGAACACGUUCCCACCGCCUUUGACAACUUCACAGCUAGGGUUGUGGUGGACGGAAGACCAGUUCAACUUCAACUGUGUGAUAUGGCAGGACAGGACGAGUUUGAGCGGCUCCGUCCGCUCUGUUACCGCGAAGCCGACGUCUUCCUGCUCUGCUACAGCGCGGUUCUUCCGUCGUCCUUCAGGAGCGUGGCGACCCGCUGGGCCCCCGAGGUCCAUCGCCUGUGUCCGGGCGUUCCCAUCAUCCUCGUGGGCACCCAGAGCGACCUGCAGGAGGACGUCCAGGUGCUGAUCCGCCUCGCCGACGGCCGGGAGAAACCGGUGAGCGGAGACGAGGCCCGGCUGUGCGCCCGGAGCAUCGGCGCCGUCACGUUUGUCGAAUGCUCAGCGCUGACGCAGAAGAACCUGAAGGAGGUGUUCGACGGAGCCAUCCUGGCCAGCAUGAGGCACGCGGAGGAGGCCGCGCGGCCGAGGACGCACACGCUCAGAGACAAAACUCCUGAUAAAAUCAAGCAGCUCUCAGAAACAUGGUGGAGGAAACUGAGCUGCGUCCAGAGCUUUGACCUUCAGUGAGAACCCGGUUAAGCCACGCUGGUGGGUCCGAGAUGCCUUUCUUGCUCGAGUCAGAUGCUCACUAUUUAAAUAAAACCCUCUUAAAGUCAAGCGCAGAUGAAAUGGGAUUCAAAGCCUCGUUGUGCUGUGACGCGGAGAGCGACGACGUAGAAAUGGACAUGAAUUUUGUGCUUUGUGUCACGUUUACAGCAACGAUAUUAGUUUGGAAUGACGUGAAGUGAACUGUGGGCAAAAACGAAAACGCGCAUUAGGAAAGUAAGGUCCUUUUUGGUUCAAGUUCACGUCUAGGUCACCUAAAAACUUUAAAGGACGUGAAAGAUCAACUGACAAAUCAUUGCAAGGACUUUUAUUUCGUAAAAGCACGAAAGGAAGGACGAAGAUAGCAUUUGUGAAAUUAUAUAUGAUUGUUAUAGAACAAUAGAUGUUGAAUAUAAUAUUUAUAGACAGUGUGGAGUACGCUCUUUUUAUAAAGAAGUCCAUUUCAUUAAAAAAAUAAAUAAAUAAAUUACAUUUCGAAAUAUAUUCAAAUAGAGAAGUUAAUGUAUAUAUAUAUAUUUUAAAAAAAUUCUAUAUGUAUUUGUUUUUCUGUCUUAAUUGGCCCUCCUGCUGUAUACACCUGUGACCCAGACGUGUUUGUGGUUUGGCCCAGUACCUUGCAUUCAUAGGAUUAGCUGAUCCUUUAAACAGACUGAAGAUCAAGACUGAAGGAGUCGGGUUUGAUGUCUCACCCACAGUCUGCCUCAUUCCGACGGUUUACUUCAUUUUAUACUCGAAAUAAGUCGCACAAAGGCAGUGAAAUAAAAACCGUUGCAGCGUUUUUCGUCGUGCACGUUCAAAUGAGUCCGCUUCAGAGCCUCUCCCCCGGCGGGUCUCGUUCAGACGGCCCUGUCGAAGCUCCGUAUGGCCCUAAAGCCUUUAAUGGGAUCUGAUUCAUUUACAUCACUGCGUUACGCUUUUCCCUCGGCAAUCUGGGGCUCUCGCGGCAGACGUAAUUACUGCCGUCACAGAAUAACAAUUACCUGCGCGAUGACCCUCACCGCGUGAAUAUAGCGUUGAAUGAGCUCCUUUAAACUCUCUCUGUGCAUCAUAAUGUAAAUAAAACAUAGCAAAAUCUUAUUGCGUUCCACAUUUAUCAGUUCAUGCAUUGAAUUAAAACAAUGUUUUAAUCAGCAGCACCAUGUUUUAAUAUUUGAGCUGCAGAAAUGUACGCGCGCAUUUGCUUUAUAUACGUCACUGUGCAAAGGUUUUAGGCAGGCGUGAAAAAAUGCUGUAAACGAAAGGACGCUCUCGAAAACGGAAGUGCUAAACAUUUAUUUUCUCAAAUGAACAAAAGAGAAAUCUAAAUCAGAACAAUAUCUGGUGUAAGAUCAGGGCUGUGUGGGGGCCGUGCCAUCACUUCUACUUGUUCUUCUUUAGGCUGAAGAUAGUUCUUAAUGACUGUAUGUUUGGGGAACACCAUUAAUCCUGACCAAAUCUCCAGCUCCAUUUGCAGAAAUGCAGCCCCAAGCGUUUAAAGGAACCUCCACCAUGCUUCACUGUUGCCCUUCGACGAUCAAACUGCCUUCUGCUACAGUCAAAUAUUUUCAGAUGGCACCUGCUGCCAUUUUUCUGAGCCUCGGUUCCUAUGUUUCCGUGUCGCUCGGCCUUGUUUUCCACCUCUGAGGUAUGGCUUUUUGGCUGCUUUCAUGCUCUUUCACAAAGACCACUUCAGGCCAGACUUCUCCGGACAGUAGAUGGGUGUAAUUGGGUCCCGCUGGUUUCUGCCAGUUCUUGAUGAAACCCCAGUCUGCUUUGAAAUCUUCGUCUGGGAGAGACCUUGUUGAUGCCGUAUAACUACCCUGUGUCUUCUUGCUCUGCUCAAUCUUGCCAACUGCCUUUCACGACCUCACAUCGCUAGCAGACCUUGUCUGUUCCUCACCCGGUUUUCAGCCUCCCACACAGCUCUUUCUGUUUGAGUUCAGGACUGGGUUUCGACCUGCGUGUGACACUGAUGAUCAUCAGCACUAGUUUGGUGUAAUUGUUUGAUCAUACACCUGACUAUAAUCCUACAGAAUCCCUGACUUUGUGCAGGUGUACCUAUAAGAAUUGAUGCUGGUUUGAAGGCAAAAGGUAGUAAGACCAAAUAUUGAUUUGGUUUAGAUUAUUCAUUUGUUCGCUCACUUUGAAUUUUGAAUAUAUAUUGAUAGUUUUUUUUGUAUGAAGCAAAUGCAUGCAA